Phytophthora megakarya is the source of this 1161-nucleotide messenger RNA. The record is from the annotation of a GenBank genome assembly. Lineage: Eukaryota; Oomycota; Peronosporomycetes; Peronosporales; Peronosporaceae.
AUGCACGACGCUCUGACCGAAAUCGCUCCCCGGAAGGAACCAAAACGCCGGAUCCAAGCGCCGAUACCCACCGUAGAUCGUGUCGAGGAAUUAUGGGUGGUCAGUUUUGACGGAUCCGCUCGAGUUAAGCGUGGCGGAAGCGCGUUCAGCGCGAUCGUGUGGAGUCUGCCCGGAUGGGAGGUGGUCAAAGCUAGAUCGGGCUAUCUCGAGAGCCUCACCACGCCUAGUGAUCUGCGUGAUCAUGAACUAGUUCAUGCGAGGAGAGACUGGAAUGGGAGUGCCGACAGUCUGGCGAGUUCCGCUUUACAACGACAAGGCGGAACCGAGGUCCAGAGAGGGCCCGGGUAUCAGGAUCUGGUCACUCUGAACCGGUUAGACGAAAUCUUGAUUCCCAGGACCGAGAACCCAGUGAUGCGAGUGGCAGCGGUUACCACCCGAGCUGCUCGAGUAAUAUCACCGGCGGGUGUCAUGCAAGAGGACUUGAUCCGGGAGAUGCGGGUCGAUCGGAUCAAGCAGGCCCACAGAUACCGAGGAGAGCACCGCAAGCGGGACUUUCAGUGGGAGGAGGAAGUCUGGAUCGAAGGCAUGAAGAAGUAUCUGAGUGGCUCGAUCGCAGAUCUCACGCAAGCCGAAGCAAGAUCGUAUGGCAAUAUCGCUGCCGACUAUGAGGUGGACGAACAGGAUCUACUCUUCUACUGCCCUCCCACGCCGAGAUCGGGGGAUGAUCGCGAUCGGUUGUUGGGAUUGUUCACGAAACGCUACAAUCGGACGUCUUACAUCUCUAUCAAACCGCUGGAAGGGGGACAUCAAGGAGUGGGGCGUACCUAUCAGCGUAUCAGGGAUCACCCCCACUGGAGAGGAUUUUAUCGGAGCGUUCAGCGAUACGUGGGGGAAUUCGUGGACUGUGACACGGGAAAAGGAAAACCUGUGAUCCGGGGUGAAUCACCAGGGAACUUGCAGGCGACAUACCCGUUCCAGAUUAUUGCGAUGGAUCACAUACCGUCGCUUCCCAUAUCCCACAAAGAGAACACGGAGUUAUUGAUCUGGGUCGAUCUGUUCACAGGAUACGUGAUCGCGAAAGCUAGCUCGCCCCGGUCGGUCCAGUCAGUCCCGGAAUCGUACGAGGAGUGCGUGUUUCGGCGAUUCGGGCCAGCGAGAUGA